GUGGCGAGACUGUGGAGAAUCAUUGAUCGCCGGAGAAAUUCAACUUCCGGCAUGCUGCGUCAGCUUCCGCCGACAAUUACGGCGGAUAAGUCGCCGGACUGGCUUCCCGCCGGUUGGAUCGCUCAAUCUACUGUGCUUAAAAGCGGCCGCGAAGUUAGGUCUUACACGCAUUUGAACACAUGUCAAAGGUUCUCUAGCAAGGAUGAUGUUCUUCAAUACAUUGAAAUGGAGAAAAUUCGUGAGAUUCGAUACUCAGAAACUGAGAGGGAGAAAAAUUGUGGCAUGACAAUUCAAAAUCCUGGGUGGCUUCCAGAUCAUUGGGUAAUGGAGGAAAGAAAAGGAUCUAGCGGAAAUGUCUACAAGGUUUACACUAACCUUUCAACCGGAUAUAAAUGCUAUACCAAACGAGCUGUACAACGAUGCCUUGGAUAUGCCGAGCAAGAAAGUGGUGAGCAGAAAGAGUUAAUGUUGACAACAAAUGAUAAACCAGAAUGGCUGCCACAGAAUUGGAUAAUGGAGGUGAGAACCACCAAAAGUGGGAAACACAAGAUUUACAUCGAUAUGGUGAGCGGGUGUAAAUGCCAUUCGAAGGCAGACGUAAUUCGGUUUCUUGAUUCUCUAAAACUUGAAGCUUCAACAAAAGAAUUGGAGGACAGAGGGACCAAUGAAGACAUUUAUGGACACCGUGGAGAGUUACCUGCCUAUCCAAAGAUGAAGCUGAGAACAAGAAAGAGAGGGUUAACCAAGGGAAAACAGAUUGAGCCACCAUCGCCACCAGCAAGAAGGCAGAAACUGCGGUCCUGUGGAACAAGGCGGCAACUGUUUGUGGAUGACGAUACCAACUGUUUUGGUGAGGAUGCACUACCAGAAGCAGAAGCCUUAACAGAUGCAAACCAUAAUGAGACAGAUUCUUUAGAAGCGGAACUGUUUGUAUCUCCCUUAGCUGUCGGUCAUGCAGAGGAAGAUCUACAUGAUGUCGUGGUUCAGUUUGAUGAUCUGACAAAGGAAAGCUUAGGUAUGACUGUUUCAUCUCUGUCUGAAAUCAACGUGGGGUGUCAAGGUGGUUUGCCAGAGAAGGAUCUGAAUGAAUGUAGGAUUGAAGAAAUAGGUGCGACAAGCAUUGAGAUGCCUUCAACUGAUCCUAAAGUUGGUAAAGACGGUCUAUUGAUGAGUGGAAGUGAAUCAGCUGAGGAUGAAACAUAUCAGGAGUCUGGAUGUAAGAGCAAAGAGCCUCUUAAAGAGCAAGCCCUUCAAGGAGUGAAACCGUGUCCAGAGGAAAUAACAAAAGUGUCAAGCCGAUUGCUUUUCUUUCCUUUCAGGGAUGCAUCUACAGAUGCAGAUCAUGCACCUGCUCUCGACACUUCUACUGCUACAUUAUCUGCAGACGAUCUCGGCAAAACCAUUGAGCUUACUAAAGCAUCAUGCCCUGAUAACCCAGGACGGAAGAAUAUCCGUAUUAGUAGAAUGCAAAAUAAGAGCAUCCGAACAAGUUUGCCCAAGAAAAAGGAUAAAGACCACCAAAUACCUUUUGGGUCAACUGAACAACAUGAGAAAGCAGAGACACCCAGUAAACUGCGAGGCGAAAGAAGCAAAAAGGCAAGCAUGAGUGCAUCAGUGGAGCAACGUCUGGGUCUAUACGGAUCUUGGCAGGAAACGCAUGAUUUUGCCUGUAAAAAUUCGCCAAGAAUUGGUAUGUCGGCAAUAGCAGGGUCUUCAAGGAACAGCAGAAGAUCUGCAAGACAAUUAAUGGGUCAUUGGCCGGACCUAUGCCCGGAAUUUGUAUUUGAGACCCUCACCAGUGCAACCCGAAAAGAGGAUGACUCAGUAGUCCGGAUAUACUUGGAAGAACAACAUGUUACUGCUGCAGGAAACACUGAUGGUAAUCUCCCUUUACCCGAUUUUGGAUUGCCUAGCUUUGCUCAUCAACCUGAUUGGCAUAACUAAAGAGCUUUUGCCAAGUCCCAGUGGAUAUUGGCUUUUUAAUUCAACCUACACUCUGAAUCCAAGCUUUAGCUAGUUGCAGGAGACCAAGAUCCUUCUGACUUGUGUUCUUUUGGUAGCUGUUCAUAUAUGAGACUCUUAACGAAUCAGAGUCUUUGGGAUUGUGAACACAGCCCGUGUUGCAAUCCAUGUGGCCGUGAGCAUAUUUGUAAGAAAACGAGUUUUGUAUAUAUGUAAGAAAAAUCAGCGGCCCACUUUUACGA
Messenger RNA from Tarenaya hassleriana, 2204 nucleotides. RefSeq lists its product as uncharacterized. The transcript is spliced from 9 exons. The record is from RefSeq and is a predicted model, not a curated record. Gene Ontology annotation, molecular function: DNA binding. Lineage: Eukaryota; Viridiplantae; Streptophyta; Magnoliopsida; Brassicales; Cleomaceae. The coding region runs from base 52 to 1944 and encodes 630 amino acids.